GGUGCUUCUUGCCGUUCAUCGCAUUCAGGUUCGAUAAUUUCACCUUUCUUCUCAUCUUAUCAUGUAGCCAUCAUCGUGUUCUUGCAAUUGUUCUGCCUCUUGUUUCUUUUGUAAAGUUUUACAACUUGAAUGCCAUUGGUUUGUAGCAUAUCUUGCCGUUCUGGUAUUUUUGUUAUGUUUUCUUCAGUGUGUUCUAUUUUUGCAGUAUUUUAAAAUUUUCCGUCAAAAUGUUGAUAAAGUUUCCUUGGAAAAACUUGAACUUUCUUAUUUAAUUAUCUUUGAUAUAUUUACCAGAAUCUUUAUUUGGUUCUGAGUGGCUACAACUUAUAGGAAGCUGGAAAUUUGAUUGCUAUAGUGAUUUGUUUUUUCGUGCUUUACGAAUGAUGAGUGAUUAAAGUUUCUGUUACUUGAUCUUGUAUGUAUUGGUGUUUUGGAUGCUUGCAGGAGUCGUAUUGUGAAGUAUGGGUGAGAGUGGGAGGCGUCAGCGAAAUAAAAGGGAGAGGGACGGGGGCAGUGGGGAUAACAAGAACCAGAGAAGAAGAGGAAACGAGAGAGAUGAUAGAAGCAAUAAUAACAGGGAUAAUGCUGAAUUGGUUGUUUAUAGGAUACUAUGCCCAGAUGGGUUUAUUGGGAGCGUGAUUGGGAAGAGUGGGAAGGUCAUAAAUUCAAUAAGACAAGAUAGUCGGGCAAAGAUAAAGAUAGUGGAUCCAUUUCCGGGUUCGAAGAACAGGGUUAUAACAAUCUAUUGUUAUGUCAAGGAGAAAGAGGAUAUUGAGCCUGAUGAGGAGUUUGGUGAUUUUGAACCUGUCUGUGCUGCCCAGGAUGCGCUUUUGAAGGUGCAUAAUGCAAUUGCAAAUGUGGUGGGAUCAGCUGGUGAUUCAGAUAAGAAGUGGAAAGAUAAGGAAGAGUGCCAAAUUCUAGUUCCAUCUAGUCAGUCUGCGAAUAUUAUUGGGAAGGCUGGGGCAACUAUAAAGAAACUGAGAAGCAAGACAAGGGCAAACAUUAAAGUUACUCCAAAAGAUGUUGGUGAUCCCGCUCAUUCGUGUGCUAUGGACUUUGACAACUUUGUUCAGAUAACUGGUGAACCAGAGGCGGUGAAAAAAGCACUGUUUGCAGUUUCUUCAAUUAUGUACAAGUUUGCUCCAAAGGAAGAUAUUCCUCUUGAAACAUCGGUUCCUGAAGCUCCUCCAAGUAUCAUUAUACCUUCUGAUGUACCUAUCUAUCCUGCUGCUGGUCUAUACCCGAGUGUAGAUUCGUACGUGCCCUCGAGGUCUCUUCCUUCUGUUCUAGGUGCUUCACAUGUACCAGAACUUCAAGGAUAUGCAGAUACAGGGAACACAUGGCCAAUUUACUCUUCGGCUCUCCCUGUGGUUUCUGGAUAUGCUGGUGCAUCUCUAUCAGGGGAAUUAAUUAUAAGGGUCCUAUGCCCAUUUAACAAGAUUGGGCGUGUUAUCGGAAGGGGUGGGGCUUCUAUUAGAAGUGUCAGAGAAGCUAGUGGUGCUCGUGUUGAUGUUGAUGAUACCAGGCGUGAUGAAUGCAUUAUAACAAUUUCAGCAACAGAGUCAUUGGAUGAUAUAAAAUCAAUGGCCGUCGAAGCAGUUCUAUUACUUCAAGGAAAGAUAAAUGAGGAAGAUGAGGAAAAUGUUUCGAUAAGGCUUCUUGUGCCUUCUAAAGUUAUUGGGUGCAUUAUUGGUAAAAGUGGUUCGAUCAUAAACGAAAUUCGUAAGAGAACUAAAGCAGACGUUCGUAUAUCAAAAGGUGACAAGCCCAAAUGUGCAGAUGCCAAUGAUGAACUUGUUGAGGUCAUUGGAGAAGUUGGCAGUGUGAGGGAUGCACUUGUUCAGAUAGUACUCCGACUUCGAGAUGAUGUCCUGAAAGAUAGGGAUAGCAGUGGCAAUCCAUCUUCAGGAAAUGAUUCCAUGUAUGCUGGUGGCAGUGGUCUUCAAGUGCCUUCAGUCUUGCCUAGUGUUUCGUCAGUUGCUCCUUUGGGUUAUGAACAUAGAGCUGAAUCUGGGAGCAGCUUGGGUUUGCUUUCUUCAAACUACGGUUAUGGUUCACUGCCGAUGAGUGACAAUGGCUAUGGAUCUUUGUCUUCAUAUUCGUCAAAGCUCUAUGGAGGAUUACCUCCAUCUGCUUCUGAGAUGUUGAUCCCUGCUCAUGCGGUGGGUAAAGUGAUGGGUAAAGGUGGAGCCAAUGUAGACAAUAUUCGUAAGAUAUCUGGAGCUGCUGUAGAGAUAUCUGAUUCCAAAUCAUUCCGAGGUGAUCGAGUGGCUCUGAUAUCGGGGACACCUGAGCAAAAGCGUGCAGCUGAAAACUUGAUCCAGGCUUUCAUAAUGGCCACAUAAUCUGUGAGGAUAUAUAUUAAGAAGGUGAAUUUUGGUUUAAAAUCCUGGGACCUCCUUCAGAUGUUGGCCUCAUUAGCGUCGUUAGGUUUUUUUACUCAAGAAAUGGAUCUCAUUCUCUUCGGUUCUUUCUACUGGAAUUUUCUUUUCUUCCUAAGUAUUAUAAAGAUCAUCCAGGAAGAUUCAUCACUGGCUGCAUGCAAGGUCCUGCCAAGAUUCAUCUUAGGCUCUAUCCAGCGGCACUCGUCUUAAAACUUUAAUAGGAUCUUUUCUUUCAUCCCAUACUCUUUUAAUAACUCUUGUUCUCGGUUGUGCGGAUUCUAUCUUAUCCAUAUAUUAUUAUGCUUCAUGAAA
Molecule: messenger RNA, 2696 nt
Organism: Cynara cardunculus var. scolymus (artichoke)
Lineage: Eukaryota; Viridiplantae; Streptophyta; Magnoliopsida; Asterales; Asteraceae
Product: KH domain-containing protein At4g18375-like
Exons: 7
Coding region: 462-2345 (627 amino acids)
Biological process (GO): regulation of gene expression
Cellular component (GO): nucleus; cytoplasm
Molecular function (GO): mRNA binding
Source: RefSeq, a predicted model, not a curated record